Pangasianodon hypophthalmus (striped catfish) is the source of this 2534-nucleotide messenger RNA. RefSeq lists its product as uncharacterized. Gene Ontology annotation, molecular function: single-stranded RNA binding. Gene Ontology annotation, biological process: retrotransposition. The record is from RefSeq and is a predicted model, not a curated record. Gene Ontology annotation, cellular component: ribonucleoprotein complex. The transcript is spliced from 3 exons. The coding region runs from base 1236 to 1892 and encodes 218 amino acids. NCBI's taxonomy places the organism in Eukaryota, Metazoa, Chordata, Actinopteri, Siluriformes, Pangasiidae.
AACUCGGGGCAGUGAUCGAAAUAAUCCACCGCUAGCUGCCACACACACACACACACACACACAGAGCAGAGCCAGGUGUACACAUCACGUAGGUGUUUAAGUCAUAAAUAGGAUAUAUUUUUAAUACAAUAGUGUGACACGUAUAAAUAUUAUUUUAAUACAAUAGUAAUAAACGUGUAUAAAUAUUAAUCAAAAGUUUAAUUCUUCAAACUUUCAGUAUUCUCAGAGUCUUUAACACACACAGAGAGUCACAGAGAGUGAAAAUGAGAAAAAUAAGCACAAAUCAUCAUUUUAUUAGAUACAGUAAUGAUUCAGAUGCAUUAUAUCCUUCUGAGUCUGGUUCCUCUCCAGGUUUCUUCCUCAUGUCGUCUCAGGGAGUUUUUCCUCUCCACCGCCUCUCUGACUCGCUCAUUAGGGAUAAAUUCAGACAUUUACAAUUUACAUCCUGAAUGUAUUCAUUUCUGUAAAGCUGCUUUGUGACAACGUCCACUGGUAAAAGCGCUACACAAAUAAAAGUGAACUGAAUUAUAUUUCUUUACUUCCACAUGUUUCUGCCCCUUAGCACUGAUAUUUAGCUUGAUUAUAUGUUUCUUAGGGAAAGCGGGACAAAUGGGUGAAUCCCAAAUAUUUUCCUAUGUGCUAUGAAUGCUCACUACACUGGGUACUACAUCAUGGUAGACAGUGCACUAAAUGUGCCUAUAGUACAUUAUUGGAGCCACAAAAGAAACUUUUUAACACACACACACACACUUUGUUCAGUUGUGGAAUCAGGUGAUGCAGCUGUAAGGACGCUUGUGCUGUAUGUUGUAGAUGGAGGUAAAGCACAGUGUCGAGUGUGUAAUGUGAAGAUGGAUGUCUCACCUGUGAUGAGAGAAGAGUCCAGAGGCGUACUCCAGCACCAGGAACUCCCUCAGGUGCUUGGGGUUUACAUUAUGACACCUGAAGCGUGUGAUGGUCGACAGGAGUUUGUUGUUAUUUACUGUGACUGCAGUGUUAAAACAGUGCUUAGUGCAAUCGCACUGAUACAGCAAGAUGAGCAAGAACAAAUCAGCAGUAAAUGUCCCGCCAACAACGACAACCAGCACAGCUAGCAAAUUAGCAACGAUGGCUAGCGCAGGGAAAUGUGAAGAAAUCCCUGCAGAUAACGACGGAGUCUCUAUGAGCCAGCUAGUAACGGAGUUAACAAAGCAACGAGCUUCGAUAAAAGAAGAAUCUCAGCUCUGAUUCAAGAGGCCAUGGUGCCGCUUCAGACAUCGGUGAACGCUUUAACAGAGACAUUGGCUAGUUUUCAGUCCCGCCUGUGCGCCACAGAGACACUCGCGAGCGGGAAGUUUUCGGAAAAAGCUAUCAAAACUCUUCAAGAGCAAAACGCGACGCUUAUGGAUGGAGUUGAUGACUUGGAAAACCGGUCACGGAGAGCAAAUCUCCGGAUUUUAAACGUUCCAGAGAGAAACAGCGAGAAAGGCCAGUCUACUGUCAAGCUCGUGUCCGAGAUGCUAAUGGAAGUCGUGGGUCAGGAAGGUUUUGAAAAGCCUCCCGAGCUAGAACGAGGACACCGAUCACUGGGUCCAAAACCACAGGAAGGUCGAGCUCCCCGGCCACUGGCUCUAUGUUCUCACACAUUGCAGGAGAAGGAGAAAGCGCUAAGAUGGGCCAGACAGAAUGAGGCAAAAUACAAGGGCUCGACUUUGAGAAUCUAUUCAGACAUCUCCGCCGAUCUCGCCAGAAAGCGCGCCACAUUUAAAAACGGCAAACAGCUGCUGUAUCAGAAGAAUGUGCGAUUCCAGUUGCUUCAUCCAGCACGACUACGAGUUCAUCAUGAGGACGAGACAUUCCUCUUCAAUACGCCUGAGGAAGCUCAGCAGUUUUACUCAGCGGAUUGCUACACGUGAAUAACUCCUGGUAUCAUUGCAACCAUAUUGUGAAUUACAGAAGAGACAUGUUGACUUUUAGGCAGGCCUGAGACACCAUGAUAACUGGAAAAGCCUUUUCAGGACACCCCUGUUUCUAAGUGCACUUUCUGUUUUAGAGGGGUUUAUAGGUUUUUCUCUGUGAGGAUAAAUGCAAUGCCUUAUUUUUUAUAAUUCAUUGGUUAUAUUCUUGAUCCUAGAUCCUGAGUAUUAGGUCUAACUUCAAGCAAUAGGUGUGCACCUUCUGUUUUAGGGUGAUUUAUAUGUCUCUUCCUUGACGCCUUAUUUUCAUUCAUUGAAUAUGUCACUGACUUUAUAUAUGAUAAGGUUUAAAACACUUUCAGUGAUUGGUCUGCUAUAUCACACAAUGCACUUUAUUUAGCUGAGCUAAUUUACAGACCAUUCAAUCGUAUUCAUGAUGAACAACUCCACUGUAGAUUGGCAAAAAAUUGAUGUCUUGCGUCUAGAGUUUUGUUAUUAUGCGGUACUGUAUUUAUUAAUAGCGCUUCAGAUCUGUUUAUACACUUAUUUGUUAUUAUGCAGUACUGUAUUUAUUAAUAGCGCUUCAGAUCUGUUUAUACACUUAUUUGUUAUUAUGCGGUACUGUAUUUAUUAAUAGCGCUU